Messenger RNA from Orycteropus afer afer, 630 nucleotides. It is a transcript of the gene CBY3, whose product is annotated as chibby family member 3. NCBI's taxonomy places the organism in Eukaryota, Metazoa, Chordata, Mammalia, Tubulidentata, Orycteropodidae. The record is from RefSeq and is a predicted model, not a curated record.
AUGGCGCUAGGCCUGGGACAGCAGCUUGGCACUGCCACCACAUCUUCCAGAAAUGAUCCUCCUGAAUUAGAUCUAGGUGAUGGUACCACCCUGCUAGACUCCGCCCUGGAGAUCUUUGGGGCUCCGAUCGCAGGCCCAGCUGGCCGCUUGUGGGCGCAGCUACGGCAGUUUUGGGCCGACCACUUUACCCGGCGCUUCUCGCCGCGGCGGCCACCACUACGCCACAUGUCCUCCAUGUCCACCUUCUACCAGCUGGACCACCGCGUUCGCCAGGCCGAGCUGGGCCUCUGCUACGGCGCGCCACGCACGCGCCUUAGUGAUGAGGCUUUCGUGUUCCGCGGCGGCCGCUGGGCAGCCGAGGGUUCAACCGGGAGGUCGCGGCCGCCGCUGCCCUCCCCGCCAAUCUCGGGCUUGAAGGCGCACGUGCAGCAAGUCAAGAGCCAGGUGCUGUUGGAAGAGAACAACUACCUGAAGCUGCAGCAGGAACUUCUUAUGGAUAUGCUGACUGAAACCACAGCGCGCUUGCACGUACUAGAGAAGAAGCUGGACGCUGGGGGUAGCGGGUCUGUCGGGCCGCGCGCCUGGAAGAAAAAGCUGCACAAGCCCAGGGCGUCGGCCGCGAGCUCAUGA